AUGAACCUAAUCAAAUUAUUUCAAAAAAAUAAGAAAAGAAAUGAUACUUCUAAUUGUACAUCUAUAAAUGAAAAUUCUAAUGUACAGCAGCAAUCGAAGCGAAUUUUUCCUGGUAUAAAACCUAUUGAUCUCGAUGCUCCAGCACCAGCAGAUAUUUCGGAAGAAUAUCGUCAAUUUCCAUUUCCAACACGUCGUGAUGAUAUAACAACUGAAUAUGAUGUAUCAGCAGAAUUAUUAGGUGCUGGUAUGAAUGGUGCAGUCUUGGCAUGUUGGCAUCGUGCAACCAAUCGUAAAUGUGCUCUUAAAAUAAUAAAAGAUUCAAAUAGAGCUCGACGUGAAGUUAUUUUACAUAGAAAAGCUUGUGAAGGAUGUGAUCAUAUUGUUCAAAUACUCGAUAUUUAUGAAAAUAUGUUUGAAUCAAAGCGAUGCUUAUAUAUUGUUAUGGAAUGUAUGGAAGGUGGAGAAUUAUAUAAUCGGCUUCGGCAUAGAAUUGAUAAACCAUAUACAGAACGAGAAGCAGCUAAUAUUGUUUUAAUGAUGGCUAAAGCUGUUGCACAUUUACAUCAUAUGGAUAUAGCUCAUCGUGAUCUUAAACCUGAAAAUUUACUCUUUACAAAUACUUCUGAAGAUGCUUUACUUAAAUUAACAGAUUUUGGAUUUGCUAAAGAAGGAAAUAAUGAAAAACUUCCAUUGAUUACACCAUGUUAUUCUCUAUAUUAUGCUCCACCAGAAAUCUUGUCCUAUAAUAAAUAUAAUAAAGCAUGUGAUAUUUGGUCAAUGGGUGUUAUAACGUAUAUUAUUUUAUGUGGUUAUCCACCAUUUCAUACUGCUCGUAGUGGUAUGAUUGGUACUCAUAAAAUGAAAUCAAAAAUCAAAGCUGGCAACUAUGAAUUUCCAAAAGCUGAAUGGAAUAAAAUUUCACCAGAAGCUAAAUCACUUGUACAAAAAAUGUUAAUAGUUGAUCCAUCUGCACGUGUUACUAUCGAUUGGAUUCUUCAAUGUCCAUGGUUAGUUGGUCCAGUACCUAAAACACCAAUUGAUAUUAGUCCAAUGCUUGAUUUUAAAAAUUAUGAACAAACGCAAAUUGAAAUUGCUGCUGCAAAUGAUGCUCAACGUCGUCUAGUUGAUGAUGAUGAUGGUGCUGAUGAGGAUGAUUCAAAUAUAAAUCUUCCUACAUAUAAUAACUCACGUUUAGCAAAACGAGUUGCUCAACGAGAACAAAAACGUGCUAUUGCAAAUGGCACACCACCAUUAUCACAAACUGACGAACGGGAAACAAUUGCUUUUUUUUAG
Molecule: messenger RNA, 1293 nt
Organism: Rotaria sp. Silwood1
Lineage: Eukaryota; Metazoa; Rotifera; Eurotatoria; Philodinida; Philodinidae
Source: the annotation of a GenBank genome assembly